This is a messenger RNA of Drosophila nasuta, 1233 nucleotides long. RefSeq names its product Gustatory receptor 59f (gene Gr59f). The record is from RefSeq and is a predicted model, not a curated record. Gene Ontology annotation, cellular component: dendrite; neuronal cell body; axon. NCBI's taxonomy places the organism in Eukaryota, Metazoa, Arthropoda, Insecta, Diptera, Drosophilidae. The transcript has 4 exons. The coding region runs from base 1 to 1233 and encodes 410 amino acids. Gene Ontology annotation, biological process: male courtship behavior; chemosensory behavior; sensory perception of taste.
AUGUGGCUACCCAAGUUGAAGCAGGCUUCACGCAAAAAACGCAAGAUUGCAGCGCUGCACUGGGCAAAGAGGAAUUGGAAUCUUACUCUGCAGCUGCACAAAUCAAACUCCGAUCAGUUGAGAGAGGAGCUGAAGCUGCUGCUGUUCAUUUGUGUGCUGGCGGGGAGUGCUCCGAUUGCAGUCUUUCCUCGCUACCGAAGCCGAUGCUAUGAUGCAGUGCAGCAAUCUUGGCUGAUCGUGUUGUAUGCCUGGCUGUGUUUUGCCGCCUACUGGGAACUGUUGCACGGUAAUAUAAAACUCAGUGACCUAGAGCAAAAGUUCUAUGGCAUCGAAUCGAUGACGUAUCUCAUCCAUGUGCCCUGCAUAAUGAUACUCAGUGUUAGCUGGAAGCAAAAGAUUUGCGCUGUAUUUGAUCGAAUUGCGCAAUUUGAUUUGGCCAGUGGUUAUAUUGUGGAACGUCGAAACAUCGGUCCUUGUAUACGCAAACAUUUGCUUGUGGUGCUGAUCCUCACUAGUUGCUAUAUUCCAAUCUCGUAUUGCUUCUGUCAAUAUGAGGUUAAUAGGACUAUAAUCGACUUGAGCACAUUUGUGCUACCCAACAUCCUGAGCGGCAUUUCAUUUAUACCUUACUUCAUAAUGUUGCAAGGAGUCUGCCGUCGUAUGCACUGUAUAACUGUGACUUUGGAAGCGGAGCUUCGACAAGAAUUUCCCAUUCAACGUGAUCAUCUUAACCAGCUGCGAUGGCAGCACAUUAAUCUGCUGCAAUUUACAAAGGCAGUGAAUCAAACCUUUGGCGUCUCCAUAUUGUGUGUCUAUGUAAGCUCCUUCUUCAAUGUCAACACGAAUCUGUUUCUGGCUUACAAGAAUAUUGAGAAUCCCGAUGUGUCCGAUUGGGCGUGGUGGACGUACAUUCUUCUCUGGCUAUUUAUGCACUCAGCCAAGGUGUUUAUAAUACUCUUCUUUAACCAAGCAAUCCAACAAGAGCAAACCAACUGCUUGACAUUGUUAAGUAAGUUUCAAGCUUGUAGCGAAGAUUUGCUGGAAGCCAUCAAUCACUUUAUGCUGCAGUUGCAAGCCAAUGUGCGAGCUUAUGUUGCCUGUGGUCUAAUUGUGUUAGAUUACAAAUUUAUUACGGCGCUUUUAAUGGCCACCACAAAUGUUUUCAUAUUCUUUCUGCAAUACGAAAUUACUUAUCAAGCGCUGGCGGUUGCCGCCAACGAGACAAAAAUUUGA